UUUCCCGGAUUCGCGCGCUAGAGAGAAAAAAAAAGGCACUGCGCACGCGCGACGCCCGGGCCUUUUCCGCACAUGCGCAGUAGUCCCAUGCAUGCUGCCGGGGUCUGUAGCUAGUUAUCACUGGUUUCAUUGUAACACACCAGCAGGGUCCCGGGACGGCGUAGACUCCGGCUAAGCAAAAUGUUAUCCCGGGCUGCUCUGAGUGGUCGUAGCCGCUGCAACGCGCGGUAUCUCUUUUCCCGUGUUCGGACCACGGCGUCCUCAUCUCAUCUAAAAUAUGUUCCUGCCUCCAGCCCUGCUCGGCAACCUCGCCGCCACUGGAGCAAUAUCCCUUUCCUGACCAUGCCACUCAUGCGCUCGCAUGGAAAGCCGUUUGCACACCGCAGUGAGCUGAAGCACGCUAAGCGCAUCGUGGUGAAGCUAGGAAGUGCUGUGGUGACACGAGGCGACGAGUGCGGAUUGGCUCUUGGACGUUUGGCAUCCAUUGUAGAGCAGGUGUCUGUGCUACAAAACCAAGGCCGGGAAAUGAUGAUCGUCACCAGCGGCGCUGUAGCGUUUGGGAAACAGCGUCUCCGCCAUGAAAUCCUCUUGUCGCAGAGCGUGCGGCAAGCACUGCACUCGGGACAGAACCAGCUGAAAGACAUGCAAGUACCCGUGCUGGAGGCUCGCGCUUGUGCAGCAGCUGGCCAGAGCGGACUUAUGGCACUUUAUGAGGCCAUGUUUACCCAGUACAGCAUUUGUGCAGCACAGAUUUUAGUCACAAACCUGGAUUUCCACGAUGAGCAGAAAAGACGGAAUUUGAACGGCACGUUACACGAGUUACUCCGGAUGAACAUUGUACCUAUCAUUAACACCAACGAUGCGGUUGUUCCUCCGCCGGAACCAAACAGUGAUCUCCAGGGGGUAAAUGUGAUCAGCAUUAAGGACAAUGACAGCCUAGCGGCACGACUGGCUGUUGAAAUGAAAGCAGACUUAAUAAUCGUUCUGUCUGAUGUAGAAGGGCUUUUCGACAGCCCACCCGGGUCAGAUGAUGCCAAACUUAUUGACAUUUUUUAUCCGGGUGAUCAGCAGUCUGUGAAUUUUGGCGCCAAAUCGAGAGUCGGUAUGGGUGGCAUGGAGGCAAAGGUGAAAGCGGCUCUGUGGGCGCUUCAGGGCGGCACCUCUGUUGUCAUUGCCAACGGAACUCAUCCUAAAAUUUCCGGACAUGUGAUCAGCGAUAUUGUGGAGGGGAAAAAGGUUGGCACGUUCUUUUCAGAAGUAAAACCAGCCGGACCCACUGUGGAGCAGCAGGCAGAAAUGGCCCGGUCUGGCGGGCGGAACUUGGCGGCGCUGCAACCAGAGCAGAGGGCAGAAAUAAUUUAUCACCUUGCUGACUUACUGACGGAUCACAGGGAUGAAAUUCUCUUUGCUAAUAAGAAGGACAUGGAAGAGGCUGAGGAUAAAGGAAGACUGGCCCUUCCUCUUCUGAAACGUCUCAGCCUCUCUACAGCGAAGCUGAACAGCUUAGCCAUAGGACUUAGACAGAUCGCAGCUUCCUCCCAGGACAGUGUCGGGCGUGUGAUCCGUAGAACGCAGAUUGCUAAGGACUUACAGCUGGAGCAGGUGACCGUGCCGAUCGGAGUCCUGUUGGUUAUUUUUGAGUCUCGGCCAGACUGCCUUCCACAGGUUUCAGCUCUGGCCAUCUCCAGCGGCAACGGCCUUCUACUGAAAGGAGGAAAAGAAGCUUCUAACAGCAACCAGACUCUGUACCGCCUUACCCAAGAGGCGCUGUCUAUUCAUGGCGUAAAAGAUGCAAUCCAGCUGGUGAACACCAGAGAGGAGGUUGAGGAUCUGUGCCGACUAAAUAACCUGAUUGAUCUGAUCAUUCCACGUGGCUCCUCUGAGCUGGUCAGGGACAUACAGAAGGCAGCUAAAGGAAUCCCAGUAAUGGGACACAGUGAAGGAAUAUGUCACGUAUAUGUGGACACUGAAGCCAGUGUGGAGAAGGUGACGAGGAUUGUGCGGGACUCAAAGUGUGACUACCCUGCUGCCUGCAAUGCAAUGGAGACGCUGCUGAUCCACAGAGAUGUACUGAGAACACCGCUGUUUGAUCAGAUUAUUGACAUGCUGAGAGUGGAACAGGUAAAAAUCCAUGCUGGUCCCAAGUUUGCCUCCUAUUUGACCUUCAGCCCCUCAGAAGUCAAAUCCCUGCGUACGGAAUAUGGAGAUCUGGAGUGCUGCAUUGAAGUGGUGGAUGGAGUACAAGAUGCUAUUGCACAUAUUCACAAAUAUGGCAGUUCUCAUACAGAUGCCAUAAUCACGGAGAAUGAAGACACAGCUGAGUAUUUCCUCCAGCACGUGGACAGCGCCUGUGUGUUUUGGAACAGCAGCACUAGGUUUUCGGAUGGUUACCGGUUUGGACUUGGGGCAGAAGUUGGCAUCAGCACGGCCAGGAUCCAUGCACGCGGUCCUGUAGGAAUAGAGGGGCUCCUCACCACAAAGUGGUUACUGCGGGGGGAGAACCACGUGGUCUCUGACUUCUCUGAACAAGGGAGUAUGAAGUAUCUCCAUGAGAAUAUUCCUGUGCCACAGAGACUCAGCAGCUAAAACCCAGACUGGCUGCUUAGCUCCACCAGUACACGCCUCCCUUUGUGUCAGGAUAAGAAGGGGGGAUUCCACUAUAAAUAGCCCCUGUACUAAACUUCUUCCAAUUCCAGCAGUGAUUUUGGGGAGAGGAGCGUCCUCCAGUGCUUGCAAUUAGAGCUGCUCUGUCAGAUUUCCACUGCUAAGUAAAGCACUGAGUAGUUGAUCAGCAGAGGCCCUGGAUAUAUCCGUGUGCCGAGUCUAAAUAAAUGUAGCAAUUGGUUUAGGUACCAGGAGAAGAACCUUUGCCAAUGUUUUAUUAAGGGGGAGAGAGAAGCAGUACUUGGUGUUAUUUAAAGUGGAAAAGCCCUGUAAAUAAAUGGUAAUUAUGCUGAAAGCUAGGCUGUCUCCUCCACGUGGGAAAAUUAAACUAUGCACCUUAGUAAAAUAGUAGGAAGCUGUAAUAAUGAAUUGUCCGACCUCUCUGUAGCGGCACUGUGACCUGUGCACCUAUUCUCACUGUGGGUUUUGACCAUUUCACAAGCUUUUAUUUCCAUAUAAUCAUGAUCUUGUGGGGCAGAUGUAUUAACCUGGAGAAGGCAUAAGGAAGUGAUAAAC
Pseudophryne corroboree (corroboree frog) is the source of this 3180-nucleotide messenger RNA. It is a transcript of the gene ALDH18A1, whose product is annotated as aldehyde dehydrogenase 18 family member A1. The transcript has 18 exons. Lineage: Eukaryota; Metazoa; Chordata; Amphibia; Anura; Myobatrachidae. The coding region runs from base 181 to 2586 and encodes 801 amino acids. Gene Ontology annotation, molecular function: glutamate 5-kinase activity; ATP binding; glutamate-5-semialdehyde dehydrogenase (NADP+) activity. The record is from RefSeq and is a predicted model, not a curated record. Gene Ontology annotation, cellular component: mitochondrion; cytoplasm.